UCUCACAAUUAAUGCUACUCAACGGCUCUCGACAGCUCAUGCGAUAACUAAACAGAAUCGUGCAGUUUCAAAUACCGAUUUUCCGAUUAUAUCAGCAAUCGAUAACGUAAUCGUUGUACAUACAGAUCUAUGGAAUAGUAUGGCCAAUCGUCACCUUUUAUACCUCUUGAUUACUUACCGUCAACGAAACACGCCGAUAAUAAAACCACACACAAAUAGAUAUACGUUCCACGAGCACUAUCGUUUACAGAUAGAAGCCAAUCGGAAUUGCGAUACCAUGUGUAUGCGAAAUAGUACAUAUCGCUCUACAGAUGGGUUAGUCUUCGUGCAACUCCGCCGGGUAAAAUAGUUACAUCUUACAGCUUACAGAUUGCAACGUUGCAAACGAAUAAAAUAAAACCGUGCAGUCGAAUUCGUGUCGAUAUCGUGUUAUUAGUCGACUGAAUCAUCAACUUAAUCCACUUUAUCUACCUUUUUCAUUCCAACGAAAACACUACAUAUCGUUAUCAUAGUGCAGAUAACUGACGCGUUACAGAACUAUCCGUGCAAGUUGCCCGAGUUACGUUACGUUUUAAAUUUUCUUCCAUAGUAAUCGCGAAAACAGGAAAUCGUCGACGCGAAUCUCCAAUUUCUUUGAGGGAAAUCAUAAUUUAUAGAUACAUCAGUUGUCGGCGCGUAAAACGAAAGAACGAAAAGAUCUACUAUGACAAACUUUGGAGCGCUGUUAUUCGCGAUUGUUAUGUGCCAUGAAUGGAGCCGAUCCGAAGCUCUGGAUGUAAAAAUAUCGAAACUGUGCGUUUCCCAAAGCUCCUGUCAGGAUUGUCUCGAGGCCAACUCCUUUUGCGCAUGGUGCAGCGACUGGUCUUAUUCAAACUCGACACUCGCUCAAUCAAGAUGCAACGAGGCAAAGAUGUUAAAGGCGUUUGGUUGCCCAGAGAAAGAAAUUCUUACCGCUGAACCGGAAUCGAUCAAGCUCGUGGAGAAUUCCAACUUUCAAGAUGCGGAUGUAGUAGGGCAAACACCCGUUCAAUUAAGACCGCAGAGAGUACAAGUUAAAAUUAGGCCCAAUUCGAAAAUAACGGUACCACUCUCUUAUCGGCCAGCCAAAAAUUAUCCUCUGGAUCUUUACUACCUGAUGGAUCUAACGUGGUCGAUGAGGGAUGACAAAGAGACCCUGGUCAGCCUAGGAUGGAACAUGACUACUACGAUCAACAAAUUCACUAGCAAUUUUCUUAUCGGAUUCGGCAGCUACGCGGACAAGCCGUUGAUGCCAUAUGUUCUCCCCGGGCAUGAGGAUAAUCCUUGUAAAAGCGAGCACGCGCGUUGCGCGCCCCUCUAUUCUUUUCAACAUCAUUUGAUGCUAACCGACGAUAUCAAGCAGUUCAUUGAAAAAGUAAACUACAGCUCCGUAACUGGGAACGCCGACAAUUUAGAAGGAGGAUUGGACGGAAUCGUUCAAGCGAUUGUAUGCGAAAAAGAGGUCGGCUGGCGACAACAAGCGCGAAAAAUCAUACUAGUGGCUACCAAUGGGUUAUUGCAUUUUGCUGGCGAGGGAAAGCUAGGUGGUGCCGUGAGUCGGCAAGACUUGAAAUGCCACCUCGACAAACAAAGACGAUAUUCGUUGGCCACGAAAUACGAUUACCCCUCCUUAGAAGAGGUGUGGAGAUUGCUGCAGAGGAAGAAAGUAAAUUUGAUAUUCGCCGUAACGGAAGAUCGACGUCCCGAGUACGAGUUGAUGGCAGCUCUGUUGGAGGAAAAGGCGGAAGUCGCGACGUUAACGAGCGACAGUUCCAACAUUUUAGAAAUCAUCGAGAAUUCCUAUUACAAGCUGAUCUCGAGAGUUGUGUUGCGCGACAAUUCAUCGAGCCCGCUUCGUUUGGAGUACUUUUCCAACUGCGGAGGAGAGAACGCUUGCGACGGGGUUCGAGAAGGCCAAGAAUACAACUUUGAGCUUGUUUUCUCUUUCGACAAGUGUCCAAGAAACGAGAGUCUCUGGAAACAAACAGUCGUGAUCGAGGACGCGUUGGCAUCCGAAGCAUCCAGAAUGGUGAUCGAGGUUCAACUCCUCUGCGGCUGCAAUUGCGAACACACCGACAGCUCGCGUUGUCGUCAUGGAACGAACGAAUGCGGUUUAUGCAAAUGCGAUAUCGGAUGGACUGGGGAUGACUGCAAUUGCGACGAAACAUCACCAGUGCAGAAUAGAUUGCAAUGCGUCGGGCCAAACGCGACAAAUACUUGCUCUAAAAGAGGCGAAUGCAUUUGCGGGAGUUGCGUUUGCGACAAAGGAUACAGAGGACAGUUUUGCGAAUGUUCCGCGUGCGACAAGUGGAAGGGAGUGGAAUGCGCGGGCAUAGGAACGUGCAAUUGCGGUGUUUGUCAGUGUAUAAAAGGGUGGAAAGGAAACGCCUGCCAGUGUCCUUCGAACGAUUACCCCUGCAUCGCACCAGGAACCGAAAACGUGUGCUCCGAUCACGGAUAUUGCGAUUGCGGAGAAUGUCGAUGCAACGUUACCGCAACAGACGGUUCGUAUUACAGAGGUACUUAUUGCGAAUCAUCGAUCAGUGUACGUGGAAGUAUGCUAUGCCCCCUCUACAACCCUUGCGUGAACGCUACCAUAGAAAACCCUCGGACGAUAGACCAAUAUUGUCGAACAAACGUUUCCGAUUACAGUACCGAAAGAGUUGACUCCGUAGAUGUAGGAAACGUACACUACUGUUUCGUGAAGGUAACGAAAGAAGGACAAACGUGCAUCAUACACUAUGUGUACGAGUUUCAAAAAAAUAACGGUGUCCUUUUAAAAAUUGGGGAGAAGACAUGCAUCACUCCGAUAAACGCAGCAGUCAUUUCGUCUACGAUCACCAUUCUAAUAUUGUUCGUUGGACUUGGUUGCUUGUUAAUUUGGAAGUGUUGGACUUCCAUAAAAGACAGACAGGAAUACGAGAAAUUCGAGCUAGAACGGAAAAAAGCUAUGAAUAAUUUGACAGAAAAUCCUUUGUUCAAAUCUCCUAUAAGUAAAUUUAGGGUUCCGUCGCUAUAUAAAGAGGACUGACGAGUGCGCCUAGUGAAAACAAAGAAAAACACUGAAACAGUUAACUCACGAUGUAAAACAGUAU
Hylaeus anthracinus is the source of this 3113-nucleotide messenger RNA. RefSeq names its product integrin beta-nu (gene Itgbn). Gene Ontology annotation, molecular function: integrin binding. The transcript is spliced from 13 exons. The coding region runs from base 704 to 3049 and encodes 781 amino acids. Gene Ontology annotation, cellular component: integrin complex; cell surface; focal adhesion. The record is from RefSeq and is a predicted model, not a curated record. Lineage: Eukaryota; Metazoa; Arthropoda; Insecta; Hymenoptera; Colletidae. Gene Ontology annotation, biological process: cell migration; cell-matrix adhesion; integrin-mediated signaling pathway.